GUGAACAGCUCCUGCCUGGAGGAGGUGAGCCACGAACACGCCGUCACUGCCUUGAAAAACACUCCCGACGUGGUCUACUUGAAAGUGGCUAAACCCAACAGUGUCUUCAUGAACGACAGCUUCGCUCCGCCCGACCUCACCAACUCGUACUCCCAGCGCAUGGAGAACCAUAUCAGCCCCCCCAACUUCCUGGGUCAGCCCGUCCCUCCGCCAGCAUCCUCGGGGCGUUACUCCCCGACCCCGAAGAGCACGCUGGGAGACGACGACGUCACCCGGGAGCCGAGGAAGGUGGUGCUUCACAGAGGAGCGACGGGACUAGGCUUCAACAUCGUGGGCGGGGAGGACGGCGAGGGGAUCUUCAUCUCCUUCAUCCUCGCCGGAGGACCUGCUGACCUCAGCGGAGAGCUGAGGAAAGGAGACCGACUCGUCUCCGUGAACGGCGUGGACCUCCGUAACGCCACCCACGAACAGGCGGCCGCCGCCCUGAAGAACGCCGGGCAGACAGUGACCAUCGUCGCCCACUACAGACCAGAAGAGUACAGCCGGUUUGAGGCAAAGAUCCACGACCUGAGGGAGCAGAUGAUGAACAGCAGCAUCAGCUCGGGCUCUGGGUCUCUGCGGACGAGUCAGAAGAGGUCGUUGUACGUCAGAGCUCUGUUCGACUACGAUAAGACGAGAGACUCCGGUCUGCCGAGUCAGGGCCUGAACUUUAAGUUCGGAGACAUCCUUCACGUGGUGAACGCCUCCGACGACGAGUGGUGGCAGGCGAGGCAGCUGACGGCACAGGGAGAGGUGGAGGAGGUGGGGGUCAUCCCCAGCAAGAGACGGGUGGAGAAGAAGGAGAGGGCGAGGUUAAAGACGGUGAAGUUUAACGCCAAGUCUCGGGACAGAGGGCAGUCUCUCAAUGACAAGCGUAAAAAGAACCUCUUUUCCCGAAAGUUUCCGUUCUACAAGAGCAAAGAGGCGAGCGAGCAGGAGACCAGCGAUGUCGACCAACACGUGACGUCUAACGCCAGCGAUAGUGAGAGUAGCUACCGUGGGCAGGAGGAGUACGUGCUGUCCUACGAGCCCGUCGUUCAGCAGGAAGUGAACUACACCCGCCCCGUCAUCAUCCUCGGCCCCAUGAAGGACCGCAUCAACGACGACCUGAUCUCAGAGUUCCCCGACAAGUUCGGAUCCUGCGUCCCUCACACGACCCGGCCGAAGCGGGACUACGAGGUGGACGGCAGAGACUAUCACUUCGUGAUCUCCAGAGAGCAGAUGGAGAAGGACAUCCAGGACCACAAGUUCAUCGAGGCGGGGCAAUACAACAACCACCUGUACGGGACCAGCGUGCAGUCGGUCCGGGAGGUGGCGGAGAAGGGCAAACACUGCAUCCUGGACGUGUCAGGUAACGCCAUCAAGAGACUCCAGCUGGCUCAGCUCCACCCCAUCGCCAUCUUCAUCAAACCCAAAUCUGUGGAGAACAUCAUGGAGAUGAACAAGCGUCUGACGGAGGAGCAGGGCAAGAAGACCUUCGACCGAGCGAACAAGCUGGAGCAGGAGUUCACCGAGCAUUUCACAGCCAUCGUGCAGGGCGACACGCUGGAGGAGAUCUACGACCAGGUGAAGCAGAUCAUCGAGGAGCAGUCGGGUCCCUUCAUCUGGGUUCAGUCCAAGGAGAAGUUAUGAAGACGGCCGCUCCUCCUCCUCGUUUUGACGGACGAGUCGACCUGCAGACGUCCCCUCCCCCACGCCUCACCCUCCACUCGCCCCAUCAGCGACGCAACGGCCGACCCGAGUUCAGUUUAGCUUCUUUUCUUUCUUUCUUUGCCUGAUAAGACUUCAUGUUUGGGUUUCCUGACCAGCAGAGCAAAGCACACAGGAAGUUUGAUGACAUCACACUCACCGCGGUACAGCUCCUUAAUGUUUAAGGGAGGAGAACUUUAGAGGAGACGAGGAAGGUACCUGGAAGUGACGAGAAGAAACGUACGAAGUGGAUUUUAUGUUUAGUUUUUUCUUUGUGGGUUUUUUUCCCUUUUUUUGUCUUGUAAGGUAAGCUGGUGGGCGGAGUUUCAGUCUCAGGCAGCGUCUGUCGGUCCGGAGGAGGCGGAGACACAAAAAGCAAAACUUUGCACGUUUGAGCUUUAACAGCAUGUCAGUUAAUCCCGUUUAUUUUCCCAUCAGCCCCGUCGCCUCACGUCUGAUGUCACCGCUUUUCUCUUCUGCUCGUUUUUUAGACUCUACUCACGUUUCGUUUGUUUUUUAUUUUCGCUCCUCGCUGCUGCUGGAUGUUCGUCAGGACGCUGCGAGGUUCCUGCUCUGCUGCUAGAGGGCGCCGCAAGGCUUAACGAAGGAAAACGACAGUUUCUUUACUUUGUUUUUAGAGGAAACGGUUUUAACAUUUAUAAUUUUCUGUCAAUGAGAAAGAAUCUGACAGAUUUUCUGAUUUCAGGGAUGAAAAAAUAAAAGCUCUGAUGUUUCUGCAGACGUCGAAUCGUUUCUCACCAAACCACCGAGACAGAGACAGAAAAAUAUAAAUAUUUUUAUAGAUGAAAAUAAGCUGAGUGCAAUCAUCAAAAAUUAUAAAUCAUAUCUAUAAAAAACAUUUUAUUCAUUAACGUGUUUAAUUUCACUAAAACACCAAAUGCAACACAGAAAUCCCCAAAUAUGUUUAUUUUAUUACCAGAAAAAUCUCAAUAUUAGAAAUAACAAAAGAAUCUAAUAAAAUCAAACUAUUUUAUUUUACUAAAGAAAAUUAUCUCAGAAUUUUAUGAAACUCUGAUUAUGCCAAAUAUGGUUUAUGAUAAAAUCUAAUUUAAAAUAAUUAAAUAUUAAAAUCAAGAAAAAUGCAACAAACAUUUUCCGCCUGUUACACAAACUGCUCAUAAUUAAUAAACAGAUUUUUAUGAAAGAUCCAGAACAGCAAGGAAAAAAUAAUCUA
Messenger RNA from Pundamilia nyererei, 2923 nucleotides. Its product is annotated as disks large homolog 1-like. Gene Ontology annotation, cellular component: neuromuscular junction; postsynaptic density membrane; neuron projection. The transcript is spliced from 15 exons. Gene Ontology annotation, biological process: regulation of postsynaptic membrane neurotransmitter receptor levels; embryo development; receptor localization to synapse. The annotation marks the transcript as partial. The record is from RefSeq and is a predicted model, not a curated record. Gene Ontology annotation, molecular function: protein kinase binding; ionotropic glutamate receptor binding. Lineage: Eukaryota; Metazoa; Chordata; Actinopteri; Cichliformes; Cichlidae.